This is a messenger RNA of Thrips palmi, 711 nucleotides long. RefSeq lists its product as uncharacterized. The transcript is spliced from 3 exons. Bases 52 to 384 code for a protein of 110 amino acids. The record is from RefSeq and is a predicted model, not a curated record. NCBI's taxonomy places the organism in Eukaryota, Metazoa, Arthropoda, Insecta, Thysanoptera, Thripidae.
AGGGAGAGCAGGGAGGCCAGGGAGCCCGACGUGCAGUCCGGCCUGUGGCGCAUGCUGGACUGCUACGACGAGUUCGUCUGCUCGCCGCCGGGGUUCCACGCGUUCAGACAGGAAAAGCCCCAUUGGCUGGACCAGGAGCCCAUCCCCUGGUCGGUGCGCGAGGCUGCUCGGGAGAAAUGCAACCGCUGGCUGCAAACGUGUCCACUGUCCGCCGCGGCGCGCGCCAGGGAGAUGUCGGCGCGUCGCGACACCCUGGACACCGACCCGCGCAGGCGGUCCAUGGUGGAGCCGCCGCCGCCGCGGUCGCUGACGUCCACCCCCGCCCUGGCCGACCACGUCCCCGCCAUCACGGCCGUGCGCAAGCUCAAGCAGCUCAAGAAGUAGCCGCGCAGCACCGCGCAGCAGCACGCAGCAGCACGCCGUCAGAGCACGGAGAACGGCGUGGUCAAAGUCAGGUCAAAUUGGGCCAUGUGGUCUGUUGACAUUAUUUUGAUUGUUCUGUUCUCCCUAUAGGUUCUACGGCAGUCCCAAAUUUCGUGUCAAGAAGAAAACGAAAAUAAAUUUAAAAUAGAGCGUUAAAAGUACAAAUAGAUCGGCUGAUGACCUGCGUAUCUCGAGGCGCAGAUUUCUAGGAAUAACAAAUCAAAAUGGCAUAGAAUAUUUUUGAAGUAAUUUAUUUUGUAUCAUUAUAAUAAAGGAUUGCUCAUCAUC